This is a messenger RNA of Chara braunii, 5837 nucleotides long. Lineage: Eukaryota; Viridiplantae; Streptophyta; Charophyceae; Charales; Characeae. The record is from the annotation of a GenBank genome assembly.
GGAAGGAGUUCGUACUUUCACCCUUCAGACGACAUACGGGAAGGAAGGUCGUUCUGACAAUGAUGCCCAUGGUGUCAGAUUGUUUUGGAAAAAGUUCCGAGGUUUCGGCAAACAAGCCACCAUGCUUCCAUUUUACACGGCCAUAACAUCAGAUUUAGAACCAACUAUUCUCUUGCGGGUCUUCUUUGACGAGUGGGAGAGAGUGGUGCAGCCAGCCAGGUGUUUAGAUGUGCCGCAGGAGCAUCGUAUUUCAAUGCCGAUCUCGUACGUUGGCGAUGACGAGGACCGCACGCGAACUUCAGAAAUGUCGACUGUUGUUGCUACAAAGGGUGCGACUGGAGUGCUUGACCCUAGCUACGUUCCUAAGCAGCCGGAGCCCUCAGGUGCUUAUGAAGAAUCCGAGCCGGAAGGUGAAGCUGUCGAACGCAGACAUGCGGAGGGGGCGGUCGCCGAUGUGGCUCAGGGUCCAGUUAGUGCUACGAAUGAGCCGUCGACUGGGGCGAAGACGACUGGAGUUAGCACAUCGGGAGGAGAUCAUGAGGUUGCGGAGCAGCCAAGGGACAUGGGCAAAAGACCUGUUGCGGUGGGAGAAAAGAGAAGUGGAGAAGAAUCUGAUAGCAGGGGGGCUGGAGACGAACACAGACAGGCCGUACAAUCCGACAAGAAGAAAAGGAAAACAAGUACCCCUCGCCAGACAUCUGACAAGAAGAGGAAGUCGAGAGGGAGGAAACCAGAAACACCAAAGGCAAGACGGGGAGGUGGAACGGGGGAGGGGUCAUCGAAAGACACGCGGGCACGAGCAGAUGAAAAUGACAGUGAGGACGACAAGGAAAAGGUUGUCGAUCUGGACGCCGGGUACUUUCUAGAAUGGAAAGAGGGUGUAAAGAAAGAUGUCACUCUUUCUAUCAACCCGGAGAGGGUCUUGGAGUUGCCGGCGUGGGAAAGGCCGUACAAUCAUCGUUCGAUCGACCCAACCCACACGGCAUAUAUAUUGCGGUGUAUGAUGGAUGCCUUCAAGAAGAAAGGAAAGACGUACGAGAAGCCAAUUUUGAAAUUGGCGCCAAUCGUAGGGCUUUCUAGCCCCGGACGGAAGGUUGUUCGGGUGACCCCGGUGGAUAACCCGAACGAGCACUGGUGCUAUGCUGUGAGCGGGCAGCAAAAUGUCAAGGUUGCGCUGGAGUUAAGAAACCACGAGAUUUGGGAGAAGCAUACCUUCUCCGACAGGCCCUUCAAGCCGUUGUACUUCACCGAGGAGGACUUCGACGGUUAUACACAGAUAAACGUGAACGAGAAUAGGAAGGACAAGUUAGCCCCUCCUCGGGCUCAACGGUUGUCAAUGGCAGACAUUCGUCAGGAGUGGAAUAACUUGAACCGUCCUCGUGCAGUCACCGACAAUAUAAAGUUCAAGAAGGAUUUGGUCGCCAAAUACGAAGAGUUUCAGAAAGCUGCCUUGAGAAAAACACCUUACUUCAACCUUUGGGGAUUGGCUGAUGAGAAAUCGAAGAAAAAGGAAUGGACGGAGAAACUGAGGUACUACUUGCCUUUGGUCAUGACGGACGAGGAAACGUGGAAGCUUGGCAUGAAGUUCUACGACGAGUGGGAGAAGGGCCAUACGCUCGCCCCUGAUGGCGCUGUGUGGACGAAGAAGCCUCCAACAGCGGAUCCGAAAGUCACCCGUGAGGGUCAAUCAUUUGCGGAGGACAACGAUGGCCAUAAGAGAGUUGUGUAUAAUAUAGGAAGCAAAAAGUUGAUUGAGCAGGGGAAGGUUGGGAUGAAGGAUGCUUGUGAAAUGGUCAAGCAAGAUCGGAUGUUGCUCCGACUGUGGCAUAUUGUGCAAUUCCAGCACGAGGGCCGCGACAACGAUGAUUGGAAUGACUCCUUUUUCCGGACGAAGGAGCAAUUGAUGGCAGAGUACGCCUCCAAGGGACUGGACGAGAAAUUGUGGGCGGGCUGCAGGAAAUGGGUCACAGAUCACUCGUACCUCAAGGAAUGCCCCCAGUGUCUCGGCUGUCCGAGUGAUAAGGACGUGGCGGCGACGAUGAAGUUGGUCAAUCACGAGAAGUUUCCCACUGAGUGGAAGCUGGUUGUGAUGUCCGUGCUAAAAGGCGAACGUAGCAAAAUAGAAGAGGGGCCGCAAGCACUGGGAGAAUGCACCAAUGUCAAAUGGAAGCACACCAGUCAAGUGACAACCCUCGCACCAUUUGCUUACGACGCCUUCACGGCUUUCUUGAGAAAGGAUGAGAUGAGGAAAGUUGUGACGCAGCUGCGAUGCCACACUUGCAUCAUCGACUUCUGCGAUCCCGUUGACCGAGCACGUUGGAAUGAGGAGGCUUUCCGGUCAUUGGUGGCAUUCCUUGAAGCUAUGUGUCCUGAUUUCUGGACUCUGAUUGCUUUCGUUCCCAGGCAAUGGGACCUCUCCUUCAUGGGUCUUCUGCACAUUCUUCCUGUCACGAAUGGUUGUGCAGAAAAAUGGGUUCGGAGGAGUCAAGUUAAGAAGCACUACCAAAUCGGGAACAGUGUGUGGGCCGAGGAGGACAGGAUGUAUGUUCUUUUCCAUGGGGAUGAUCUGAAGCUUAACACCCCACCCACAUAUGAGGGGCGAUUGCCGGACGAUGACGCUGCAGCUCUUGGGAAAAGCCAGAAAUGCACACCCUUGGACAUUGCCGAAACACAGUUCACGGCCACGACGUAUGGAUUGGCAGGUGUGCACCACAUAAAGGGGUUCGUCUAUAAGGAAAUGGAGCGCCACCCGGUUAUGCUAUUGGGUCACAUAGAGUUCUUCUGCCCAAUCGAAAAUGGAGUUAUGUUCAUCGGCAAAGCACACGCCCAGGUUGUGUGGCAAGUCCUCAAGAGCGGGCGUCAUGUUGUGGCCAUCGAGGGAGACACAAAGCUCCUCAACUUUUUGAUGACAUAUGUUGCGCAUGAGGUGCAUACGGGUGUGGACAACUGUGAAUUCUACCAGGUGCAAAAAGAGGUCGACCAUGAUCCAGACAGGAACAUGUGGUUCAAGCUAUCAGCUGAGAAAAGGGCGAGUGUAUACAAGUUUCUCUUCCUCGACACACGACCCAAACUAAGAUUCGACGACGACUACAAGUGCCGCCGAGAUGUCGUGAUCGGGGCAUUGGAUGGUUACCAUGAUGCUUCUAGGGAGGCUGCGGCCAACUUCGUGGAAAAACUUGAGGAAUGCUAUUUCGACAAUGGCAGGAUGGAACUCAAAUUAAAUUAUUACAAAGCUCAGUUCACCGAAGAGGACAAUUUCAUCGCAAACGACGAGGAAGAAGUCAGCAAAGGUGAGGAGCCGUUGGAUUUAGAGACGGUAUAUCACAAAUAUACCGCCGGUAUGGCGUCCUCUUCAACGCCUUCUAGUUCCAAGCACGCUGCGUGUUCGCCUGUCGUCACUCCUGUCGCAACGCCAACCUCGGGUUCUUCAAGAGGAUUUCUUUCCUCUAUGAGAAGCAAACCUCUAAGCCCCACUGUCAAGCCUAAACGUCCUCUUCCACUAACGCACACGUUGAGAUUGCAGAAAGGUCAACUUUAUUUCUUCGGGAAAACGCACAGGAGCACCGACGAGUCUGAUUGGGGUCAUCAUAUAGUUUGGCAUCCAGAUGUGUUCCAACCAGCAGUUAUUGAUAGCGAAUGGGUUAUGGCGUUCAAUGAUAAGGGCGAAUGGAAAUCAGAACCCCGUUUGUCAAAAAACGUGUUUGAAGAGGCCGCCCUCCAAGCGGUUAUCGACCACGUCGCGGAGGUAAACUGUCGUCAACCAGAUGAGUUUGUCGUCAAAAUGUUCGGAGAGCAGACAUAUGAGAUUCUUCGGGAACACAGCAUGUUGGAGUUGUGUCGUGACUUUUUUUACCUCGAAACAAGUCCAAGUUAUGAGGCUAACAUUGACUGCCAUAUUCCGCCCCGUGCCCCAACACGCGGAGAGGGAGCUGGACGGGGCGGACGUGGAGGAGAUGACGAAGGAGGGGACGGAGGAGGUGAGGACAGAACCCACAUCGGCAGUCACAGUGGAUAUGGUGAAGCAAGCGACAAUAGAGGGGGCGGCGCACGGCGAGAAAAUAUUACGAGCGCUGGAGGGGUCACGAUCGCAGGCGGAAUGGGUGGCAUGGCUUCGGCAAAAGGUGCGAGCUCACAAACUGGGCAGGGAUCACCGCAGGUGGAAUCUCCACCGCCGAUGCAUGCGCUGCAAGCUUCUGAACUCGUUGGCCAAGGACAACACGCAUUUCCCAGCAGCGGAUGUAUCCGCGGUACAGUUUCUGCCGGAUCCAAUUUCAUGGCAGAUGUGGAGUCGGUCGACAUGGCUUCCACUAAGGAUCCAGGACGCGACACUCGGGAGUGCGAAGUUGUUACGGAUGCCACUCUCCUAGACGGGGAGAAUGUGGUGGAUAAACCUGUAGGAGGGUCAUACUCCACCGAAAGGACAGAUUCUCUUGCGAGUCCUUGUGCAACGGGGUCUGAGGUGGAUAAGGGGCGGGGGCUGCGGGUUGGAAUUUUUUCUGUUGGCACUGGAUGUAUCCGCCAUGCGAGCGGGCUCGUCAGUGUGGAGCAGACGGAGGACUUAGUUGCCGGAAGCUUUUCAGCCGGUGGCGGAUAUAUCCGCUCCUCUGCGCGUCAACUCAGCAGCACCGACGACACCCUUGCGCUGGGUACGGAAGACCAGGAGACUGCACCCUUUGACACGCAUUAUGGUGGUUCGGAGGGCGGCCAUGUCUCACUGACGGAACCCGCGGAGAAACCUGCAGGCGGGUCAUACUUCCCCCAAAUGGGAUUCGAAGGGCACAAGGAGCGCGGGCUGCGUGAUGGCGGUUCUUUUGUCGGCGCCGGAUGUAUCCGCCGUCCAAGCCUCCGUGACAAUGCAGAGCGGAAGGAGCACUUUGUUGUCGGACACACUUCGCAGCAAACACGCAGCAUGGACAACACCCUUGCCCUGAAUAUGGAAGACCAGCAGACUCCACCACUGGCGCAUCAACCCAGCAGCACCGACGACACGCUUGCCCUGGGUAUGGAAGACCAGGAGGCUGCACCCUUCGACACACAUUAUGGUGGUCCUGAGGGCGGGCAUGUUUUGCUGACGAUUGCCUCGAAGAAACCUGCGGACAGGCAGAAGGGGCACGGGGUGCGUGAUGGCGGUUCUUUUGUCGGCGCCAGAUGUAUCCGCCGUCGAAGCCUGCGUGUCGGUGCAGAGCAGACUCCACCACCGACGGAGCAGCAGCCACGCAGCACGGAUAACACACCUGCCCUGGGUGUGGAAGACCAGGAGACUCCACCUCGUGAUGCACAUUGUGGUGGUUCCCAGGGUGGGUAUGUCUCGCAUUUAUGUUCAGUCGUGUCGGACCAGUGCAAGGAGGACGAAGACGUCACCAUGCUGGAAAGGGAUGAGGUUGCAGUCCGUCGUCCGAUCGAAGGUGAUCUUGUCAAGACACUUUUCCGUGAAUUCGAUUCCCUCGUUGUCAUCUCUCCCUCUUCACAAUUAUUGACUCCUCAAGAUGAAGUUUUAACCAUCCGUGGGAGUGCCGGGACAGCUGGUCGUCCUGUAGAGUUGUGCCCCGGUGCUCCGGAAAAAGUUGUUUGCCUCGUCGACGCAGACAUUAAGGACCUGUCCCGGUUUUCAUCCCGGUUAAAUGGCAUUAUGGCAUCGGCUCAGACUGAAGAGUUCGUGUUGGGUCUAAGCGCGACAUGUCUAGGAAAGGACUUGCCACAAUCAAAAGAUUUAAACGAGAAGGAACAUCUUCGACACGAAGCCGUAGCUGGUAAGCAGUGACAUAUGUUGCUCACAUUUGGGUCUAUGUAGUGUAUGAGCAGUUGGAGUUUAAUCAGUGACAUGAGUUGCUCACGUU